Messenger RNA from Phyllostomus discolor (pale spear-nosed bat), 1646 nucleotides. Its product is annotated as olfactory receptor 7A10-like. NCBI's taxonomy places the organism in Eukaryota, Metazoa, Chordata, Mammalia, Chiroptera, Phyllostomidae. Gene Ontology annotation, molecular function: olfactory receptor activity; G protein-coupled receptor activity. The coding region runs from base 210 to 1184 and encodes 324 amino acids. The record is from RefSeq and is a predicted model, not a curated record. The transcript is spliced from 2 exons. Gene Ontology annotation, biological process: G protein-coupled receptor signaling pathway. Gene Ontology annotation, cellular component: membrane.
UUGCAACAUUGGUGUACGGGACAUGGUUGUCACUGUGAUUCCUAAGUCUGGCUCAGGAACUGAUGCUUCGCUCCUUCCUGCUGCCUUCGCUGAGACAAAACUUCAGUGUCCAUCACCCACCAUCCAGGGAGCAAUUCUGACUGGCACACGGAGAUCUUCCUUUCAGAAAACCCAUCCAAGGCGAUCUGAGAGCCUGUCAGCUCCACCACAUGGAUUCAGGGAACCUUACUAGAGUGUCAGAAUUUCUUCUCCUGGGACUAUCAGAGGACCCAGAACUGCAGCCCCUCCUAUUUGGCCUGUUCCUCUGCAUGUACCUGAUCACUGUGCUGGGAAACCUGCUCAUCAUCCUGGCUGUCAGCUCAGACUCCCACCUGCACACCCCCAUGUACUUCUUCCUCUCCAACAUGUCCUUGGUAGACAUCUGUUUCACCUCCACCACCAUCCCAAAGAUGCUGCUGAACAUCCAGACACAGAGCAAAGCCAUCACCUAUGCAGGCUGCAUCACACAGAUGUAUUUUUUCAUACUCUUUGCAGGGUUGGAUGACUUUCUCCUGACUGUGAUGGCCUAUGACCGCUUCGUGGCCAUCUGUCACCCCCUGCACUACAUGGUCAUUAUGAACCCCCGACUCUGUGGACUGCUUGUUCUGGUGUCCUGGAUCAUCAGUGUCCUGAAUUCCUUGCUGCUUUGCUUAAUGGUUUUGAGACUGUCCUUCUGUAUGGCUUUGGAAAUCCCCCACUUUUUCUGUGAACUCAGUCAGAUGACCCAACUUGCCUGUUCUGACACCUUUCUUAACAACAUGGUGAUGUAUUUUUUAGCAGUGCUACUGGCUGGUGGUCCCCUGGCUGGAAUCCUUUACUCUUACUCUAAGAUAGUGUCCUCCAUACAAGCAAUCCCAUCAGCUCAGGGGAAGCAUAAAGCAUUUUCCACCUGUGCAUCUCACCUCUCAGUUGUCUCCUUAUUUUAUGGUACAAGCCUAGGUGUGUAUCUCAGCUCUGCUAUUACCCACAACUCACAGUCCAGUGCAAUUGCCUCAGUGAUGUACACUGUGGUCACACCUAUGUUGAACCCCUUCAUCUACAGCCUCAGGAACAAAGACAUAAAGGGGGCUCUGAAAAGAUUCUUUGGGAUGGUGGGUAAGCAAGGGACAAUUGUCCUAGGGCUGAUGAAGUCCCCAUUAUUAUAGGACCCAAAGCCUUGUAGUCAGAAUUUGCAGUUCUUUAAUCAGGUUGUAGAAACACAAAUUGCUUCUUUCAUUUAUUUAUUAGAAUUUUUAUUCAAUUUCUCUGUGCAAUUUAAGUAACCACUUUCUUUAAAUUUAUUCUUCUGAUAUCUGAUAGUUUUCCUUGAUAUCAAUUUUUUUCUUCCUGUUUUCCAAAUUUAUUCCCAAUCUUGGAUAUGAAAUUUUUGGAAGUUUUCAUUUAUCUCAUGAAACUGCUUGGAUUGCUUAAGAGUAAUUUCUUCUAGAAUGAAAAAUAUCACCCAUGUAGUAUCUCCUUAGUUUUACUAAUAAAAUAGCUAUAAGUUUUACCACUUGAAAGAACAAGCUAAGCUUGGCAACUAGGCCAUUUCUAUAAUUUUCAAAUGAGGAUAAUUUGAGACCACAGUUUUUUACUUUUGUGUCUGUCAUUCCUUUUGUUAUCAACAC